AUGGAUUCCACAGACCGCUUCCGUCAGCCUGGCCUCAAUAGCUACCCAUCAAUAGGCCAGCAGCAGUACAAUGGCAACAACAACCAGCUGCCCACCCUGCCGCCUCUACAGAGCGCCAGCCAGUACGCGCCCAUGUACAGCCACAAUAGCAACCCUCACACGCCCCAGCCGCCGCACACGCCUGUGACCUCGGCCGCCAAUGGCAGUUCUACCAUGCCUCCGCUGCAGCACCCGCCGCUGCGACCCCUCCAGCCCACGCCGAGUUCGUACAUGCCCAUGUCGUCGGCUUAUUCGCAGGCGCCUAUGCUGUCCACAGCAUCUGCGCAUACCAACGGCCACCAGCUCGGCGGCCCUCCUGGCAUGGGACUGGGACACACGUCCAUGUACGCCCACCCUCCCGUACUCCCCAACCAGGAGCCCGAACCCGUUCACGUCGUCGGUCAGCAAGGUCGUCGCGGAGUCUUGCCCACGCACCCCGGUAGGCCCGCACCCGCUGCAGGCAAGACUCCCACAACUGCCACCAAGAAUGCCGAGGGCAAAUACGAGUGUCCUCACUGCAACAAGACGUACCUGCACCUGAAGCAUCUCAAGCGUCAUCUGUUGCGCCACACCGGCGAGCGGCCCUACCAAUGCCAUCUCUGCAAGGACACUUUUAGCAGAAGCGACAUCCUGAAGCGUCACUUCCAAAAGUGCUCAAUACGAAGGGGUAACCCAACCGGCGCGAACCACCUCCAGCACGCGCAACAACAUCUGCAGAAGAACAGGCAGCCCAGCGGCGCGGACCAGAACUCGUACCUCAACCACAUUGGCGCGAAUUCCAUGUCUUACGCAGAUGCUGGUGGCUACACCAUGGGCUUGCCUCAGAUGCCGGCGAUGGGCGGCAAUGGCUUCAACGACAGCCUACCUUCGCUUGCCAACCAUCACCAGUCCAUGUCGGCGCGCACAUCUCGCUCUAACAGCUUGAUGCGCCCCAGCAGUGGAGUAGAGGACAGCGCGCAUCGUAGGAGCAUGUCGGCCAUGGACUUCGCGAACAACAGGAUGAACUUCAACGACUACCGGCCCGACGGUCUCGCCAAUGGCUACGCGCAACAGCAGCAGCAACAGCAGACUCAGCCUGCAGCCAACGGAUCCGACCCCAACUCCCAUUACAACAACUAUGACCACGCCUCCACCAACGGUUCGAUGGCACAGAAUGGCAUGACCGUUAAGAGUGAGGCCGCGGACCCAGCUUCGUACGGAGGAGCAUCGACCCUGCCCAACGUGGACGGCAUGACCAACGGCCAGGAUGGCUCACUUUGGCGAAACGGAUCGUUCAACGGCGAUAUGAAUAAUUCCAGUACGGCAGAUGAUACACCACAUGAUACUUUGUUUGGACUAUACUCGCAUGUUCCCAGUUUGGCCGACUCUUCCCCGAUGCUUGACAACUGGUUUAUUGGCCAAUCCACGUCUGAUCCUCUGCACAACCUGGCACAAUCGCUUUUCAACUUUUGCUUUCCGAAUGCGUCUUUACUUUCAAAUCAACAAUCAGACGAGGCGUACGCUCACGAAAGGCUGAAGACUAUCUUGACUGGAGACAACGUAAAGGAUUUCCUACACCAAUACAGACACUAUCAAUCACACUGGCCUUUGAUACACGUUGCAACAUUUGAUCCGUUUUCCGCCAACCCUGGGCUUGUUCUGGCGAUGUGCUGUGUUGGCGCCGUGUAUUCUGAUCGAAUGCGCCCUUCGGAUGUCCGAUGGCUGAUGGAUCGUGUGCGAGAGAGCAUGCUGAAAUCUAGUCAUGUUCACGAACUGGCGCAGGCGCACCAGAUGGCUGAUUUGAACCAUCAGCUGACUGCGACUACCGAGGAGAUACAAGCACUAGUCCUCCUUCACUCUCAGUUCCUAUGGCACGGGUCCCAGCAACAACGUCAACAAGUGCGAGAUGAGGUGCGGACAGUGGUCAACAUUACACGUUGUGCGGCACUAUUCCAACCUCUUCCUCAGGACAAUCCGAAUGCGAGCGCGUUGCACCAAUCUGGACCAAUAACAGGUGCAGAGGUGGACUUGUGGAACUGGAACUCUUGGAUUGAGAAUGAAAAGCGAACUCGAUUGGCGGCAUACAUUUAUCUUAUCGAUGCUUCUUCCACCAUAUUCUUCAACACACAGCCCAGGUUCGACGCCAAGAGCAUCACAGUCCCUCUGCCGGCCGAUGAUGCAGCCUGGGAAGCGAAGACUUCUGAAGAAUGCGCCAGUGCUCUGGGUCUGAGAGGAUCGUCAGCGCAGAUGAGCAACGAAUCGGGAAGCAGACGCGCAAAACAACUAGCCUUGUGCGAGGCGUUGUGUGUACUCAACGGAGCCUGUCCAGGAAAAUUUCCUGAGCGGGCUACUAAUGUCUUUGGAAAAUUCAUUCUCAUUCACGCGAUUCAUGCGCAAAUCUACAACAUCCAGCAUCAGCUGCUUCAGCGAGUGUCUUCAAGCGGUACAAGCACACCCCGAUCGCAAGGCGAUAGUCCUGCCACACCACCAAAUGGCGUCAAUGAGCAAAUCCAAAAUAAGCUCCGUUCGACGGUCGGCGCGCUUUCGCUAUGGAAGGCUUGCUGGGACAAGGACCUUGCUAUCCAGUUCACACAGAACCAGCGUCGACGUGGAUUCUGCCGAGACGGCAUCCACUUUUACUUCCUAGCUCAAGCGUUCUUGCGGCAGUCUCGACCAGACGACUGGGCCGCUCCUGCGGAUGUUCGGUGCCGGCAUGUGUUCAAUCUCCUGAAACAGAUCAGACAUUACGUUGCAUCAGACUCCGCCCAGAAAGGCAUCGAGAUCGGCUCCAUGGUUGCUAUCGCUGACGACUACGCCAUCGCCGACUUGACGCUAAACAUGAAACGUCUUUUCACGCCUCUCGACGAAAUCUGA
Messenger RNA from Alternaria infectoria, 2892 nucleotides. RefSeq lists its product as uncharacterized. Gene Ontology annotation, molecular function: zinc ion binding; RNA polymerase II cis-regulatory region sequence-specific DNA binding; DNA-binding transcription factor activity, RNA polymerase II-specific. Lineage: Eukaryota; Fungi; Ascomycota; Dothideomycetes; Pleosporales; Pleosporaceae. Gene Ontology annotation, biological process: regulation of transcription by RNA polymerase II; DNA-templated transcription. The coding region runs from base 1 to 2892 and encodes 963 amino acids. The transcript is spliced from 4 exons. The record is from RefSeq and is a predicted model, not a curated record. Gene Ontology annotation, cellular component: chromatin.